Quercus robur (English oak) is the source of this 1257-nucleotide messenger RNA. RefSeq names its product protein PHOSPHATE-INDUCED 1-like. The record is from RefSeq and is a predicted model, not a curated record. The coding region runs from base 120 to 1076 and encodes 318 amino acids. The transcript has a single exon. Lineage: Eukaryota; Viridiplantae; Streptophyta; Magnoliopsida; Fagales; Fagaceae.
AUCUCAAUCUCAAACCAUUCACAAUCACACAAAGCUAUCCCAGCUUCUUUCCUCCUCAUCUCUUUACGAAGAAAAAAAAAUUCUUAUUUCUUUCCUGCACUGUUUUGAAAAUUUUAAAAAUGGCCUCUUUUGUUUCCAGAACUUUCUUAAAUCUACUAUUGGUAGUAUCAUUGUUUCAAGUCUCUUUGGCUAUGAGAAAGCUCAAUGAGCUUGUGCAAGACCAGACCCAGCUCUUGUACCACAAUGGCCCUCUUCUAUCUGGCAAAAUCUCCAUUAAUCUCAUUUGGUACGGAAAGUUCAAACCUUCCCAGAAAGCCAUUGUCACUGAUUUCAUUACCUCCCUAUCAUCUUCACCACCCCAACAAACCGUGCAACCAUCUGUUGCCGCGUGGUGGAAAACCACUGGGAAGUACUACCACCUCAAAUCCAAGAAAUCAUCUUCAUUUUCCCUCUAUUUGGGCAAGCAAAUGGUGGACGAGAGUUACAGAUUGGGAAAGUCACUCACAAGCAAACAACUUGUGGAGUUGGCUUCAAAGGGUGACCAAAAGAACGCCAUUAACGUUGUUCUCACUUCCUCAGAUGUGGCUGUCGAGAAUUUCUGUCUUAGCCGAUGUGGGACUCAUGGGUCUGCACUAGGCUCAAAGGGUGGUCACGUUAAGGGCAAGUACUCUAGGUUUGCUUACAUCUGGGUCGGAAAUUCUGAGACCCAAUGCCCAGGCCAAUGUGCUUGGCCAUUCCACCAGCCCAUCUACGGACCCCAGAGCCCACCCCUGGUUGCACCCAACAACGAUGUGGGUCUAGAUGGCAUGAUUAUCAACUUGGCUAGCCUUUUGGCUGGGACAGUUACCAACCCAUUUGGAAAUGGUUACUUCCAAGGUCCAAAGGAGGCGCCUUUAGAAGCUGCAUCUGCUUGUCCUGGGGUUUAUGGCAAAGGAGCUUACCCUGGCUAUGCUGGGGACUUGUUGGUGGAUCCAACCACUGGUGCUAGCUACAAUGCUCAUGGUGCUAAUGGGAGGAAGUAUUUGGUUCCUGCUUUGUAUGAUCCUUCUACAUCAACAUGUUCAACUCUUGUUUGAGCAAAAAAAAAAAAGUGGAUUAGUAAAUCUAGAGCAGGGAUUAGUGGAAUGUAUACGCUACUUAGGCAGAUACUUUAAUUCUUUUAUUUUUUUUUUUUUGUUAGUAUUGGUUUGCGGAUUAAUAAGAGCAAAUUACUUUGGUUUGCUUCUUAAUCAAAUGACUACUUGCAAAUUUUGUGUC